Colletotrichum chrysophilum is the source of this 1476-nucleotide messenger RNA. RefSeq lists its product as uncharacterized. Gene Ontology annotation, molecular function: oxidoreductase activity, acting on the aldehyde or oxo group of donors, NAD or NADP as acceptor. The coding region runs from base 1 to 1476 and encodes 491 amino acids. The record is from RefSeq and is a predicted model, not a curated record. Lineage: Eukaryota; Fungi; Ascomycota; Sordariomycetes; Glomerellales; Glomerellaceae. The transcript has 2 exons.
AUGGCCGUGUACCCAGCGACCCCUCCCAGCCUCGUUCUCGACGUCGCGGACGAGCACACCGUCGGCGGCGGACAUUUCGGCUCCGAACGGGCGGUCCUGGACAACGAGGAAGAGAUCUGCAAGGUGUACGCUGCCUCGGCCGAGGAUGUCGACAAGGCUGUCUCAGCGGCGAGGGCUGCUUUCGUUCAUCCCUCGUGGAAACGCAUUUCGGGGACGGAGCGCGGCUACAUGAUGAUGAAGCUCGCCGACUUGGUUGAUGCGAACCUGGAGACCCUGGCCACCAUCGAGACGCUCGACAACGGGAAGCCGUACUCUGUCUGUCGCGAUGUCGAUGUCCCGCACUUUUCCGAGGUGCUGAGAUACUACGCAGGCUGGGCCGACAAGCUCCACGGCCAGACGAUGGACGUCGGCCCGGAUAAGCUGGCUUACACCAUCAAGGAGCCGUUGGGGGUCUGCGGGCAGAUUAUCCCCUGGAACUACCCCCUCGACAUGGCGGCCUGGAAGCUGGGCCCUGCGCUCGCUUGCGGGAACACGGUCGUGCUGAAGCUGGCGGAGCAGACGCCCUUGUCGAUGCUGUAUGUCGCGCAGCUGGUCCGAGAGGCGGGGUUCCCGCCAGGAGUGGUCAACAUCAUUAACGGGUACGGGCGUGACGCUGGAGCUGCGCUAACUGGCCAUCCCGGCGUUGACAAGGUCGCUUUCACAGGAAGUACUGCUACAGGCAGAGAGAUUAUGAAGCUUGCUGCUGGCGGCUUGAAGAACGUCACCCUUGAGACGGGCGGCAAGUCCCCGUUACUCGUCUUUGAGGAUGCUGACCUCGACCAAGCCGCUCGCUGGUCCCACGAGGGGAUCAUGAGCAAUCAGGGGCAAGUCUGCACCGCCACAUCACGCAUUCUCGUGCACGAAGCCAUCUACGAGGCGUUCAUCGAUAAGUUUACGUCAACUGUGCGUAACAUCUCUGUUGUCGGGGAUCCCUUUGAUGAAGCUACUUUCCAGGGCCCGCAGAUUACAAGGGCGCAGUACGAGAGAAUACUGGGAUACGUCCAGGCGGCGAGAGACGAAGGCGCCACGGUCGCCAUGGGAGGAAAGCCAGCGCCGCAGGCAUCGGGCAAGGGGUUCUUCGUCCAGCCGACGGUCUUCACCGACGUCAAGACCUCGAUGACGGUCUAUCAGGAGGAGAUCUUUGGACCGUGUGCCGCGGUAGUCAAGUUCGGCAGCGAGGAGGAGGCGUUGAAGAUGGCAAACGAUACGACAUACGGACUUGGCGCGGCGGUCUUCACGAAGGAUCUGGCGCGGGCGCACCGUAUCGCGCGGGACGUCGAGGCGGGCAUGGUGUGGAUCAACAGCAGCAACGACUCGGACUUCCGCGUGCCCUUUGGGGGCGUGAAGCAGAGCGGCAUCGGGCGCGAGCUUGGGGAGGCCGGGCUGGCGGGGUACUGCAAUGUGAAGGCUGUGCAUGUAAACCUGACGGGGAGGUGA